This is a messenger RNA of Siniperca chuatsi (mandarin fish), 4278 nucleotides long. It is a transcript of the gene pask, whose product is annotated as PAS domain containing serine/threonine kinase. Gene Ontology annotation, cellular component: cytoplasm; nucleus; cytosol. Gene Ontology annotation, biological process: intracellular signal transduction; protein phosphorylation; negative regulation of glycogen biosynthetic process. The transcript has 21 exons. The coding region runs from base 397 to 4194 and encodes 1265 amino acids. The record is from RefSeq and is a predicted model, not a curated record. NCBI's taxonomy places the organism in Eukaryota, Metazoa, Chordata, Actinopteri, Centrarchiformes, Sinipercidae. Gene Ontology annotation, molecular function: protein serine/threonine kinase activity; ATP binding.
GCUUCAAGGGACUUGCUCGAAUCUACUCGGCUGGCGCUCGAAGCCCGCGAUUUACAAAAACUGCUGCUAGACAAGUGAAAUAGUAGCAAUAAAACCUUCUUUUUUACUUAACUAACCUGCUGGAAUCGUGUCAAAGUUGUGCUGACAUUACGGUAACGUCAACUUGGAAUAAAGUCGUUCAAAAUUGCAGCGACAACCCUGCUAUUUCAGAACCAAACAGAGCUCGGCAGCGUUGUUUGUAGUGGCAGUAACGUUAGCAGAUGGCUAGUUAGCCAGUUGGCUCAGGGGACGUUACCUUGUCAACUAGCGUCAACUGAAACUCCUGUGCCCACUAACAGCUAGGAAACACAAGCCGCACAGUUCCUUUCUACGACUUGGGCUGGAUAACCAACAGCAAUGUCGCUAUCGACUGAGGCUCAUUUUGGGGUGAGCCAAAGCAGCAGAGAUAAAGGAGACACUAUUUGUGUGGUGCCGGACCUCUUCUCUGAUCUCCUGGAAGAUGACUUUGACCUGAAUAAGUCCUACCCAUGCACUCAGAGACCACUGUACAAGAAGAGCCUUUUGGCAUUGCAACGUCGUUAUUAUCCUGGCUCCUUGACAGGGGAACGUUUGGAUGUUUGCACUUCUGUGGCAGCGAGAAACCACCAAAUCUCUAGCUUACAUCCUGGCUCUGCUGUCUCCCUGCCACACCGGUCCACUGUGUCAGAGACAGAGGAAAGCUUGUUCAGUCAGCUAAUCUCCAGAGAUUUUGGCCUGUCAGGAUCUCCAUCUGCCCUCAACCCAAACAAAGUCAUUCUUAUUGUCAACCAUAAAACCAGAGAGAUUUUGUCAGCAAAUGAACAGGCCUGCAAACUGUUUGAGUGCACCACCAAUGAGCUGGUUGGAAAAAAGCUGUCCUGUAUUUUGAAGAAAACCAGUCAGGUCCUGGAAGAAGCAUUGGAAGAAGAUUUUCUGCUAGUGGAUGGAACUGUUGCGGCUGUGUCUGGAAAAGUGGUGGAUGUUGUGACAUUAUCUGGAGAAGUGCCAGUGUCGGUGUGUACCCACAGACAGUCACAAAAUGAAGAGCACUGCCUUGUCAUGAUCGGAAAUGUGGAAAGGGUAUCAGCCUUUCUUUCCUUUUCAGAAGAUGGCAGCAUCCUAACCUGUGACUUGGCGUUUGCCCAACUCCAUGGAUACCACCAUCCUGACGAGCUAAAAGGAGUGUCUGUUAAGGAGCUAAUCCCCUCUUUACAAAUCCCCCUCCACUGUAAUGCAUUGCCCAAAAUGCUGAGGGUUCAGAGAGUGUAUGGUAAAAGCAGAGGGGGUGCAUCAGUCCCGCUGUGCAUCAAACUUCAGGGGGAAGUGGUAUGCGCGAGGCCCCAACACCAAAACAGCGGGACUGGUUGCACCUGCCCAACAGAGACUCUUGAAAGAUCAGAUGGACAGGACAAGCAGCAAUGCUCUCCUCUCACCUCCUCUGUGUGCAAGUCAGUUGGCUCAAACCCUGAACUCUGUGAGCAACCUCAUGGAAAAGAGCCAUCCUCUGAAGACAAAGUGGGCAGCAUUGUCCUCUCCCCCACCCCUGCACUGGAGUUCUCUGGAACAGUUUGGGUGUUUGCUCCUCUGAGCGGUCUCCUCCUGCUCCACUCUGAUGGCUCAAUCUACAGCAUCCACAACCACCUGGCUUUCAGUCUGUUUGGCUACAACAAGGAUGAGCUGCUGAGAAAGAGUGUCACUUUUUUGAUUCCUGGUUUCUAUGGAUGGAUGUCUGACUCAGACAGGAAGGCCAGCCCCUUCUCUGAUUCUCAAGCAGAGGCUAGUAAAAGUACUGCCUUAUCCAAAAUAUCAGGGAAAUCUGACCCUUCCUCACUGGUGGCUGGUGAUAUGGCCAUGGUGCAACAUGCCAUCCUGGGAAGAACCUCCACAGGGAGAGGCAGGAUCUUCACUGGAACCAGCACCAGGCUGGAAAAACAGGGCAGCGCUUUGUCUACGCUUUCUCCUCCUGCUGUCACCUCCACACGUGUGGUUAUGGCCGAUGACACUACAGAGAUCAUGGAGGAGGCAGCCCAGGUUGCUCUCUGUAGUAGCCAGCUGGACAGUGCAGACAUCACUCAGGCACUCCUAAAGACAUUUGCCUGGGUGGAACCUCCAGAAGAAGACACCUUCUGCCCGCUUCCCACCGAACCACCACCCCAUAACCGAGACCAGCAGCAUGGCAGUAAGGUUCAUAAAAAUAAUCAACCUGCGAUCAAGAUUAACCCAGACACUCCCACUCUGAAUGGACAUGCUGUUGGCAGGGUGGGUGGCACCUCUCCCGAUGUAUGCAAAGACCACCGCUCAUGUGCCUCUGUCCUCCAAGACUCCAGCUUUGAGGUCAUCUCACUGCAGAGCAGGUCAUCCUCUGGUUUCUGUGAAAACUUUGCUGGCCAUGGUGGUUCUGAUCCAGGCCAGACAGAGGACUCUCGCUCAGCACACAUAGUGGACUCAGCCAGCUGUUUCCUGGACCUUAACAGCAAUGGUGAUCUGGUGACCCGUGCCCUGGCUGACCUGGAUCUGAGCAGUAGUAUAGAGCUGCUCAGCGGCGGAGGGUACAACGAUGAUAACCAACACUCCAUGACGUCCUGCGAUACAGCUGAGCUCCUGCGUACACCCUCCCCAUGUGUGGUAGGGUCUGACCAGGAAUCGGAGCCUGUUGAGAAUGGGAACGCUGGUGUAGAAGCCAGAAACUGCUCAAGUGGAGAGCAAGAAGAAAAAGACCAGGGCGGGCAGGAUCAGUGGGCAGCUCUCUCUUCAAUUCAUAAAGAUAAGAGCCAAGGGUUCUGCAUGCAAAUGAACAGUGGGAUUCAGCCAAUAACAGACAUUCCUGCCACAUCUACUCCUAAGAAACAAAAGGUGAAUGGACACAAGCGCUCAUCAGACAGUACACAGAUACUGGAGGGGCGGUACAAAGGAAGCGCGUACCACAGAGAUGGCACGAGAGUAGAUGUGCAGUGUGAUGUGUGCAGGAUUAACCUCCCUGAUGGGAGCUCCAUGUUCAGUGUGUGGAUGAGUAGGCCUGGCCAGCAGGGGACACUGUUGCAAACAGAUCGAUCCCUGCACAACCAAUCAGGAGCCAGUCUAGGAGAGAGGAUUGGUGAGGCCGGUCAUGGGGAGGCAUUACACACCACCAUGGACCUGGAGCAGUCUCGAGCCUGUGAUGGGCAGUUUCAAGAAGAGUACCAGCCUCUUAAAGCUGUGGGUAAAGGAGCCUUUGGUUUUGUCUGGAAGGCAAUAAGGCGAAGUGAUGGACAAGAAGUGGUAGUGAAGUUCAUUAGCAAGGCCAGGAUAGUGAGUGACUGCUGGGUAGAUGACCCCAUGCUGGGACGAGUCAGCCAGGAGAUUGCCAUACUGACACGAGUACAGCACCACAACAUAGUAAAGGUGCUGGAGGUGUUUGAGAAUGGGAGUUACUUCCAGAUGGUGAUGGAAAAACAUGGAGAUGGCUUGGACCUUUUUGAAUUCAUAGACAUGCAGCCAAGGCUGGAUGAGCCCCUGGCCAGCUACAUCUUUAGACAGCUGGUGGCCGCUGUCUUCUAUCUGAGGACUAAGAACAUCCUUCACAGGGACAUAAAAGAUGAGAACAUCAUCAUCGACAAAUGUUUCCACAUUCGAUUGAUAGACUUUGGCUCUGCUGCCAUGAUGGCUCCCGGGAAGCUCUUUUACAAUUUCUGUGGCACACUGGAGUACUGCUCCCCGGAGGUGCUUCAGGGAAAUCCCUAUGAGGGUCCAGAGCUGGAGAUGUGGUCUUUUGGUGUGUUGCUCUACACUCUGCUAUUCAGUGAGAACCCUUUCUGUGGUGUGGAGGAGAUCCUGGAUGCCAAACUAAAGCCCCCGUUCCCUCUUUCCACAGACCUGCAUGAUGUGUUAUCUGGGCUGCUGCACAAUGAUCCCGCUAAGAGAAUGACUCUGGACCAGCUGCUGCUGCAGUCCUGGAUCAGCCAGCCCAUUUCCCUGGCAGAGUACAGCUGGACUGAGGUGGUACCUGCAAUUCAGAGCCACUGCCCACCACAGCACCAGGAAUUCAGUCCUAAAGUGUACGUCAGACAAGGCUUGUUCCUGGAUCAAUGUGAUGAGACUCUUCCUGAUGAUGAGGAGGAGGAGGAGGAAGAUGAGGAUGACAGGCUGUCAAUGGUGGCCCUGGAAACAGAGCUUCAGAAGUACCUCCAUGAGGAUUAAAUUUGUCCAACAUUUUAGCCUGCAGCAGUGCAAAGAGGACAUGUGCAAAAUAAGAAAAGGGAAGUUUGUCUUAGUCUAAGGCCA